Mycetomoellerius zeteki is the source of this 529-nucleotide messenger RNA. RefSeq lists its product as uncharacterized. NCBI's taxonomy places the organism in Eukaryota, Metazoa, Arthropoda, Insecta, Hymenoptera, Formicidae. The record is from RefSeq and is a predicted model, not a curated record. The transcript has 3 exons. The coding region runs from base 1 to 519 and encodes 172 amino acids.
AUGGCAGGAGGUGGGGGGGGGGGUCAUUGGGUGAGAGGAGAAAGAGGGUUGCAUAGCCGGAAAACGUGGAAGCUGCAGAACGGUCGAGGAAAGGAGGUCAACGACGUCCUUAAGGAUUUCGACGAACUCGAACGAACGGGUCUUGGACUCGGGAAUGCCAUCGUCGCCCGACGUUAUCCCGUGAAGUAUGAAGGCGGAAUAAUUUACCGGUAUGAACUGAAUUCCGUCGUACAAGUUGGCAACUCCGCCCCGACAUUUACGAAGGCUGCCAGCGUUAAAAGCGAUAUUCCGUGCUCUCGCCCAGCUGACGUUUAUCAAAUUGAUCUCGCCGGUCACACACACCGGUCGCGACAGUUCCGGCAAGUCAGUCCCCGGAGAGUUACCUGGUCACACCUGAGGAGUCCCGCCGUCAACCCUUGGCAGCGUUUCACAAUGACGGCGGCGUUUCAACGUAGCCGUCGAAGCAAAGUUGGGCGGACACGGGAGCACCGAAAGUGUGAAACUUCCUCGGAACUUUGACGUAGCCCCG